ACAGUGGCAUCAGCCAAAGAGCUGCCAAUCACUGUGAAGACCAAGGACCCGGGUAUCCUCCAUACCAGACAGGCGGAGGCCACCAUGAAGGCUCUCCCCUACAGGACUUCCACCGGGAACUUCCUCCAUGUUGGGGUUGACUCUAAUGAGCUGAAAAUAGGAGACCCCAUUAAGAUCAAACUGAACCUGGGACCCCUCGCCCUACAAAACCAUGACCUUACAUACAUGUUCCUGAGUAGAGGUCAGCUGGUGAAAGUGGGCAGAUUCAGAAGACAGGGCAAUGCGCUGGUGACACUGUCAGUGCCCGUCUCCAAGGAAAUGCUUCCGUCGUUCCGCAUCAUAGCGUACUACCAUGUGGGAACAGAUGACCUGGUGGCAGACUCUGUCUGGGUUGACGUCAAGGUCUCCUGCAUGGGCUCGCUGAAAGUGACGUCGACCAGGCCCAAGGCAUCCUAUGAGCCUCGUAAGGCUUUCAGUCUGACCAUCACUGGAGACCCGGGAGCUAAAGUAGGACUGGUGGCUGUAGACAAGGGAGUCUACGUUCUCAACAACAAACACCGUCUCACACAGACCAAGAUCUGGGACACCAUAGAGAAGCAUGAUACAGGCUGUACAGCUGGAGGGGGAGCAGAUAAUAUGGGGGUGUUCUACGAUGCUGGUCUGGUAUUUGAGACCAACACCGCUAAAGGGACUGUGAUCAGAACAGACCCCAGCUGUCCUGUUAGUUCCAGGCGGAGACGAGCAGUGACCAUCAGUGACGUCAUCACUACUAUGGCCAGUAAGUACAAUGGUCUGGCCAAGGAGUGUUGUGUGGACAGGUUGAGGGACAACACAAUGGGGUACACCUGUGACAGACGGGCCCAGUACAUCAUAGAUGGGGAUGUCUGCAUCCAAGCCUUCCUCGUCUGCUGCAAUGAGAUGGCCACAAAAAAKGAUGAAUUCAAACAGGAUGCACUGCUGCUCUCACGCAGUGAAGAGGAGGAUGAUGAUGCUUUCAUGCGGUCUGAAGACAUUGUGUCUCGUAGUCAGUUCCCUGAGAGCUGGAUGUGGGAAGACACCAAUCUUCCUGAAUGCCCCGCCCAAGAUAAGCACUGCGAGACCACGUCUGUAACAAAGAACAACUUCCUGAAAGAUUCCAUCACAACCUGGCAGAUAACAGCCAUCAGCCUGUCUAAAACUCAUAGUAUCUGUGUGGCAGAUCCGUUUGAGAUGAUAGUUCUAAAGGAGUUCUUCAUUGACCUAAAGCUGCCCUACUCAGCUGUCCGCAACGAACAGCUGGAGGUCAAAGCAAUCCUUCACAACUACAGCGAAGACCCCAUCACUGUGCGUGUUGAGCUGAUGGAGAAUGGCGAGGUGUGCAGCUCGGCAAGCAAGAAGGGUAAGUACAAGCAGGAAGUGAACAUGGACCCCAUGUCCACCCGGGUUGUCCCCUAUGUCAUCAUCCCUAUGAAGCUGGGCCUGCACUCCAUUGAGGUCAAGGCAUCUGUGAAAAACUCUGGCAGCAAUGACGGUGUGAAGAGGGACCUGCGCGUUGUGGCUGAGGGAGUGCUGGUCAAGAAGGAAAACAACGUACUCCUGAACCCGGUUAAACAUGGUGGUGAGCAGACGGCACACAUACGUAGUGGAGUGCCCCGGAACCAAGUGCCAAACUCUGAUGCUGACACACUGAUCAGUGUGACAGGUGGAGAGCAGACCAGUGUGCUGGUGGAGCAGGCCAUCAGUGGAGACUCUCUGGGCAAUCUGAUAGUUCAGCCAGUCGGGUGUGGGGAACAGAACAUGAUCUACAUGACCCUGCCUGUCAUUGCUACACACUACCUGGACAACACCAAAAAGUGGGAGGAUAUUGGCCUGGACAGACGGAACACAGCCAUCAAGUACAUCAACAUUGGUUACCAACGUGAGCUGGCCUACCGUAAAGAAGAUGGCUCCUACGCUGCCUGGAUCCACACAAAGAGCAGCACCUGGCUGACAGCGUACGUAGUAAAGGUGUUUGCCAUGUCCAGUACAUUGAUCAGUGUUCAGGAAAAUGUGCUAUGUAGUGCUGUCAAGUGGCUGAUCCUGAACACACAACAGCCAGACGGCAUCUUCAAUGAGUUUGCUCCUGUCUAUCACUCAGAGAUGACGGGUAACGUGAGGGGGUCAGACAGUGACGCGUCUAUGACAGCCUUUGUUCUCAUCGCCAUGCAGGAAGCAAGCUCACUGUGUGAGAAGUCUGCCAACAGCCUACCAGGCAGUAUGGAUAAGGCAGUAGUGUACCUCGAGAAGCGUCUUCCCCACCUCACGAACCCCUAUGCUGUAGCUAUGACUUCCUAUGCUCUGGCCAAUGCAGGGAAACUCAAAAAGGAGACCCUACUGAAGUUCGCCUCUCCACAGCUGGACCACUGGCCAGUCCCAGGUGGUCACCAGUACACGCUGGAGGCCACGUCGUAUGCCCUGCUUGCCCUGGUCAAGGUGAAGGCCUUCGAAGAGGCCGGCCCAAUAGUCAGGUGGCUUAACAAGCAGAAGAAAGUGGGAGGGGGAUACGGAUCCACACAGUCCACCAUCAUGGUGUUCCAGGCUGUGGCUGAGUGUUGGAGCAACGUGAAGGACCUGAAAGACAUUGACUUGAACAUCAAUCUAGAGGUGGCCGGCAGGGCAUCAGUCACCAAGUGGUCCAUCAACAACAAGAACCAGUUCCACACUCGUACAGACAAGGUCAACUCCAUAGACAAGGACUUGACAGUAAAAGCCUCAGGAAAUAGUGAGGCGACCUUGUCGGUGGUGACACUGUACUAUGCCCCUCCAGCGGAGAAGGACAGUGACUGUGAAAGCUUUGACCUCUCUGUCACCCUCACUAAGAUGGACAAAACAAGCCACGAGGACGCCAAGGAGUCGUUUAUGCUCACUGUUGAGGUGUUGUAUCGUAACUCAGAGAGAGAUGCGACCAUGUCUAUCCUGGACAUCGGCUUGCUGACCGGCUUCAUCGUAGACACAGAUGAUCUGAAAAAGUUGUCCAAGGGGAGGGAGCGCUACAUAGAGAAGUUUGAGAUGGACAAAGUUCUAUCUGAAAGAGGAUCUCUCAUCCUCUAUCUGGACAAGGUGUCCCAUAAAUUAGCAGACAGAAUAUCCUUUAAGAUUCACAGAGUACAGGAAGUAGGAGUUCUACAGCCUGCUGCCAUCUCUGUAUACAAAUACUACAACCAGAAGCACUGUGUGAAGUUCUACCACCCACAGAGGGAGGGGGGUACUCUGAGCAGACUGUGUCUUGGAGACGUGUGCACGUGUGCGGAAGAGAGCUGCAGUAUGCAGAAGAAAGACGAGCCAGAUGUCAACCGCAUAGACAAAGCCUGCGGCGCGAGACUGGAUUACAUUUACAAAGCUACGGUGGUGGACUCGAAGCUGACGACACACACAGACACUUACACCAUGAAGAUCGAUGAAGUCGUCAAGCCAGGUACUGAUGAGGUAAUAGUGGGAAGGAAUCGUGACUUCAUGGGACUAUCUUACUGUAGAGAGGCUCUGGGUCUAAAGCAGGGGAAAACAUACAUGAUUAUGGGGAAGUCUGAAGACCUGCACAAAGUGGAGGAGAAAGGACUGUUGCAGUACAAGUAUGUCCUAGGAGAACAGACAUGGAUAGAGUACUGGCCCUCACAACAAGAGUGCACAUCCAGAGACUACAGAAAAGUCUGUCUGGGCAUCGAUGAGUUCAUUAACCAGAUCACAACUUUCGGCUGCCCUGUUUAGUUUCUCUUGUUUUGU
Molecule: messenger RNA, 3738 nt
Organism: Salvelinus sp. IW2-2015
Lineage: Eukaryota; Metazoa; Chordata; Actinopteri; Salmoniformes; Salmonidae
Product: complement C3-like
Cellular component (GO): extracellular region
Molecular function (GO): protein binding; endopeptidase inhibitor activity
Source: RefSeq, a predicted model, not a curated record